Messenger RNA from Haemonchus placei, 411 nucleotides. The record is from the annotation of a GenBank genome assembly. NCBI's taxonomy places the organism in Eukaryota, Metazoa, Nematoda, Chromadorea, Rhabditida, Trichostrongylidae.
AUGAGUUUAGGUGAGAACAUUCGUGAGCUUGUAGGUACGAUUCAAGUUACUCACUAUGCCGGCGAUGUCACUUAUUCUGUCAACGGUUUCAUGGAUAAGAAUAGAGAUACCUUGUUCCAAGACCUUAAACGGCUAUUAUUCAACAGUAAGAGCACUCUGCUGCAUUCGCUGUUCCCUGAUGGCUCGAAGUCGGUCACAGAAGUGAAUCGUCGGCCUCCUACUGCUGGCUAUCUAUUCAAGAACUCGAUGUCAACGUUGGUAGCUCAACUGGCCAGUAAGGAACCCCACUACAUCCGCUGUAUCAAGCCAAACGAGGAGAAGAGCAGCACUAUUUUUGAUGUGGAAAGGGUGGAACAUCAGGUUCGCUUCUGCCAUUUAAUUCGGAAAUUUGGGACCACCAAGUCCGGUUAA